Molecule: messenger RNA, 1517 nt
Organism: Aphidius gifuensis
Lineage: Eukaryota; Metazoa; Arthropoda; Insecta; Hymenoptera; Braconidae
Gene: CDC50
Product: cell cycle control protein 50A
Exons: 4
Coding region: 340-1434 (364 amino acids)
Cellular component (GO): plasma membrane; endoplasmic reticulum; Golgi apparatus
Source: RefSeq, a predicted model, not a curated record
AUUAUUAUUAUUAUUACUAUUUAUCUAUAUCAAUGUCAAAUUGUCAAUUUAUAAAAAAAAAAAAUCAAUUAUAAUAUUAUAUCUACCUAUAAAAGUUGUUAAAAAAUAUUUAAUUACAUACAACUCUUUGCUUUAAAAAAAAAAAAAAAAAAACAACAACAACAACAACAACAAUAAUAAUAAUAAAUAAAUAGUUAUGAUUUUAAUAUAAUUAAUAAAAUCAAUCUAUUAUUAUUAUAUUAAUUAACAAAAAUCUAUAGGUAUAUAUAUUGUACAUGGCAGCUACACCUACUUUGUUGGUCAUAUGAGUCAUUAAAAGAAGAAAAAAAAAAAAAAAACAUGACAAGUAUCAGUGAGACAAGCUCUAUGCCAAAAACAAAAAAACCAUCAGAUAGUGCCUUUAAACAGCAACGUCUUCCAGCAUGGCAACCAAUAUUGACAGCAGGCACCGUUUUACCAACUUUUUUUUUAAUUGGUCUUGCAUUUAUACCACUUGGAAUUGGUCUAUUACAUUAUACAAGUAAAGUCAAAGAAUUUUCUUAUGAUUAUACAAAUUGUACAAAUAAAAAUAAUACACCAUGUUCAGAAGUUAUUGCCAAUAAAUCAAAUGGCCAAGAAAUAUGUCAAUGUGAUAUACCAAUUAAUUUAACUGAAUUUGAUGGAAAUGUAUUUAUAUAUUAUGGUUUAACAAAUUUUUAUCAAAAUCAUCGUAGAUAUGUUAAAUCAAGAGAUGACUAUCAAUUAUUGGGUAAAUUGAGUAAUAUUGUAUCAAGUGAUUGUGAGCCAUUUGCAUAUGAUGAUAAUGAUAAUAAUAAACCAAUAGCACCAUGUGGAGCUAUUGCAAAUUCAUUAUUUAGUGAUAAAAUAAGUCUUAAUUAUAUUGAUGAUAAAAAUAAUAAAGAAAUUGAGGUACCACUUAUUAAAACUGGCAUUGCUUGGCCAUCUGAUAAAAAUAUUAAAUUUAAAAAUCCACAAGGAUCAUCAUCAUUGCAAGAAGCAUUUAAAGGUUUUUCAAGGCCAAAAAAUUGGACAAAAAAUAUAUGGGAAUUGGAUACUGAUGAUGAAUCAAAUAAUGGAUUUCAAAAUGAAGAUUUAAUUGUCUGGAUGAGAACAGCUGCAUUGCCAACAUUUAGAAAACUUUAUCGUCUUGUUAAUCAUACUGAAGGCACACCAUUUGCUCAGGGUUUAAGAAAAGGCUCUUAUCGUCUACUUAUUGAUUACACAUACAGAGUUACUGAAUUUGAAGGUACAAAAAGAGUAAUAAUCAGUACAACUUCAUUACUUGGUGGUAAAAAUAAUUUUCUUGGAAUAGCAUAUAUUGUUGUUGGAUGUGUUUGCAUUGUUUUGGGUAUUGUUCUUUUGAUAAUACACAUAAAAUGUUCAAAAAGUGUAAAUGAAAUGAUAAAUGUUAAUCAAAAUACACCUUAUCAAUAAAUAAAAAUUACACAUAUGUACACACAAGUCAAUGGAUGAGCAUCAGACUAAAAAAUAAAAUAUACAGCACCAAUUUAAAAUUA